AUCCAGACAAACAGUGUACUCGAGAGGAUAGUAUCCUCUUUAAAUAGGAUAGAAGAAGCUGUACUUGUCAUCACCAAUUAUAUCCUGAUCCCUUUUGUCGAUCAUCCUCCGGCUUUCACGCAUUAGUCCCCGGAAAACCAACACCCAACAUCAAUCCUGUCCGGCACCAUCACCACCACAACCACUACGAUCAUCAACAUGGCCACUCGUCGCUCCGCACCGAAAUCUCCGUCUCCCAAGGAUGGUGUCGCGUCUUCGGGCUCUCCAAAGCCCUCUGACUCAGAUGUGACCCCUGCCGUUCCCACAAAUGUAAUCAUGAAACUUCUCGGAUUCUCCGUCGCCAUGGUCGUUAUUCCUAUCGGAAUGUACUUUGUUACAGUGGACUUUGGAGCAAGCGCCACAGUCGGCGGUAUCGUGGCUGCCAUCAUGGCGAACGUAGUUCUCUUCGCGUACAUCUAUGUUGCGUGGAAGGAUGAUCAGGCGGAGAGGGAAGCUGACGCUAAGUACAAGGAGAAAAAAGCACAGUGAGGUACAGCCACACUGUCUUGUUGUCUUUGUUGUUUUCCAUUUACUUUCGUGUUCGGCUCCAGCGGCCUGUAUUGCAGAAAUGGCGUUCAUGGAUCGCUCUGAUUUUGCAUGCUAAGUAUGUACUUGUCGCAUCUUUUGUUGUGGAAGCUAUGUCGGGAUACUAGUAUGUAUGUAUGUAAUGGUUUAGGGAAAUUCUGUACGUGUUCUGAUACCUUACAGUUUACUAAAUGUGUGG
This is a messenger RNA of Aspergillus welwitschiae, 763 nucleotides long. RefSeq names its product vacuolar ATPase assembly integral membrane protein VMA21. The transcript has 3 exons. The record is from RefSeq and is a predicted model, not a curated record. Gene Ontology annotation, cellular component: endoplasmic reticulum membrane. The coding region runs from base 199 to 528 and encodes 109 amino acids. Gene Ontology annotation, biological process: vacuolar proton-transporting V-type ATPase complex assembly. Lineage: Eukaryota; Fungi; Ascomycota; Eurotiomycetes; Eurotiales; Aspergillaceae.